AUGAAGGAAAUUACAGACCUCUAUCAACAAAGAUUAAACAGAUAUUUGGUAGAGAAUGACAAAAAGAAAGAUACUAAUGAGGAAAGUCAGGAUAUAAAGAACUGUAUGAAAGAAGCAGUAAACGAGAUGGCUCCUCUUUGGAAGAGGAUAUUGUGUCCUUGCCGAGAAUGUGAGGCAGACGAAGAUGAAGGAAGUGAUCAUCAACAGGACGAAACGAAGGCCGAAAGAGCUGUGGCACACAGUGACCAACGUCGAGCUGAGGACGCGGAAGGUGACAGCCAGGCUGGGGGUGAUCAAACUCAAGGUAACAGCUAUGGAGGAGCUUAUUCCGUGGCAAGAGAUCUCCAUGAUGGAAGUAAAGAUGUGAAGGGCAAUGACCAAACUCAAUAUCAUGACACAGAACAUGUCAGGUGCAAUAGUAUUUAUGAUGUGGCAUGGGGCACUUUGGUUAAAGAUGGUGUCUCAAAUAGCAAUGGCCACAAUGCACUUAAUGCUACUGAAGGUUACAGAGAUACAGAAGCAGCAUCUGCCAACAUAAGUGGGGGGAAAUAUUAUAAAGCCAGUGAACGUUACAAAGCUAGUAAUGAUGCAGGUGACAGCGGAGAUGGAGACAAUGACAAGGCAGCUGUCAGACAGAACCAAGGCCAUGAUUUGAAAGAAAAAGCCACUUAUCAAAGUGAACAUGCUGCAGGUGACAGCACUGAUGGAGACAAUGAUAAGGCAGGUGCCACACAGAAUCAAGUCCAUGAUUUGAAAGAAAAAGCCACUUAUCAAAGUGAACAUGCUGCAAGUGAUAGCACUGAUGGAGACAAUGAUAAGGCAGGUGCCAGACAGAAUCAAGUCCAUGAUUUGAAAGAAAAAGCCACUUAUCAAAGUGAACAUGCUGCAGGUGACAGCACUGAUGGAGACAAUGAUAAGGCAGGUGCCAGACAGAGUCAAGUCCAUGAUUUGAAAGAAAAAGCCACUUAUCAAAGUGAACAUGCUGCAGGUGACAGCACUGAUGGAGACAAUGAUAAGGCAGGUGCCACACAGAAUCAAGUCCAUGAUUUUCAAGAAAAAGCCACUUAUCAAAGUGAACAUGCUGCAGGUGACAGCACUGAUGGAGACAAUGAUAAGGCAGGUGCCACACAGAAUCAAGUCCAUGAUUUGAAAGAAAAAGCCACUUAUCAAAGUGAACAUGCUGCAGGUGACAGCACUGAUGGAGACAAUGAUAAGGCAGGUGCCACACAGAAUCAAGUCCAUGAUUUUCAAGAAAAAGCCACUUAUCAAAGUGAACAUGCUGCAGGUGACAGCACUGAUGGAGACAAUGAUAAGGCAGGUGCCACACAGAAUCAAGUCCAUGAUUUGAAAGAAAAAGCCACUUAUCAAAGUGAACAUGCUGCAGGUGACAGCACUGAUGGAGACAAUGAUAAGGCAGGUGCCACACAGAAUCAAGUCCAUGAUUUGAAAGAAAAAGCCACUUAUCAAAGUGAACAUGCUGCAGGUGACAGCACUGAUGGAGACAAUGAUAAGGCAGGUGCCACACAGAAUCAAGUCCAUGAUUUGAAAGUAAAAGCCACUUAUCAAAGUGAACAUGCUGCAAGUGAUAGCACUGAUGGAGACAAUGAUAAGGCAGGUGCCACACAGAAUCAAGUCCAUGAUUUGAAAGAAAAAGCCACUUAUCAAAGUGAACAUGCUGCAGGUGACAGCACUGAUGGAGACAAUGAUAAGGCAGGUGCCAGACAGAGUCAAGUCCAUGAUUUGAAAGAAAAAGCCACUUAUCAAAGUGAACAUGCUGCAGGUGACAGCACUGAUGGAGACAAUGAUAAGGCAGGUGCCACACAGAAUCAAGUCCAUGAUUUUCAAGAAAAAGCCACUUAUCAAAGUGAACAUGCUGCAGGUGACAGCACUGAUGGAGACAAUGAUAAGGCAGGUGCCACACAGAAUCAAGUCCAUGAUUUGAAAGAAAAAGCCACUUAUCAAAGUGAACAUGCUGCAGGUGACAGCACUGAUGGAGACAAUGAUAAGGCAGGUGCCACACAGAAUCAAGUCCAUGAUUUGAAAGAAAAAGCCACUUAUCAAAGUGAACAUGCUGCAGGUGACAGCACUGAUGGAGACAAUGAUAAGGUAGGUGCCACACAGAAUGAAGUCCAUGAUUUGAUAGAAAACCCCACUUAUCAAAGUGAACAUGCUGCAGGUGACAGCACUGAUGGAGACAAUGAUAAGGCAGGUGCCAGACAGAAUCAGGUCCAUGGUUUGAAAGAAAAAGCCACUUAUCAAAGUGAACAUGCUGCAGGUGACAGCACUGAUGGAGACAAUGAUAAGGCAGGUGCCACACAGAAUCAAGUCCAUGAUUUGAAAGAAAAAGCCACUUAUCAAAGUGAAUGUGCUGCAGGUGACAGCACUGAUGGAGACAAUGAUAAGGCAGGUGCCACACAGAAUCAAGUCCAUGAUUUGAAAGAAAAAGCCACUUACCAAAGUGAACAUGCUGCAGGUGACAGCACUGAUGGAGGUGCCACACAGAAUCAAGUCCAUGAUUUGAAAGAAAAAGCCACUUAUCAAAGUGAACAUGCUGCAGGUGACAGCACUGAUGGAGACAAUGAUAAGGCAGGUGCCAGACAGAAUCAAGUCCAUGAUUUGAAAGAAAAAGCCACUUAUCAAAGUGAACAUGCUGCAAGUGAUAGCACUGAUGGAGACAAUGAUAAGGCAGGUGCCACACAGAAUCAAGUCCAUGAUUUGAAAGAAAAAGCCACUUAUCAAAGUGAACAUGCUGCAGGUGACAGCACUGAUGGAGACAAUGAUAAGGCAGGUGCCACACAGAAUCAAGUCCAUGAUUUGAAAGAAAAAGCCACUUAUCAAAGUGAACAUGCUGCAAGUGAUAGCACUGAUGGAGACAAUGAUAAGACAGGUGCCAGACAGAAUCAAGUCCAUGAUUUGAAAGAAAAAGCCACUUAUCAAAGUGAACGUGCUGUAGGUGACAGCACUGAUGGAGACAAUAAUAAGGCAGGUGCCACACAGAAUCAAGUCCAUGAUUUGAAAGAAAAAUCCACUUAUCAAAGUGAACGUGCUGCAGGUGACAGCACUGAUGGAGACAAUAAUAAGGCAGGUGCCACACAGAAUCAAGUCCAUGAUUUGAAAGAAAAAGCCACUUAUCAAAGUGAACAUGCUGCAGGUGACAGCACUGAUGGAGACAAUAAUAAGGCAGGUGCCAGACAGAAUCAAGUCCAUGAUUUGAAAGAAAAAGCCACUUAUCAAAGUGAACAUGCUGCAGGUGACAGCACUGAUGGAGACAAUGAGAAGGCAGGUGCCACACAGAAUCAAUUCCAUGAUUUGAAAGAAAAAGCCACUUAUCAAAGUGAACGUGCUGUAGGUGACAGCACUGAUGGAGACAAUAAUAAGGCAGGUGCCACACAGAAUCAAGUCCAUGAUUUGAAAGAAAAAUCCACUUAUCAAAGUGAACGUGCUGCAGGUGACAGCACUGAUGGAGACAAUAAUAAGGCAGGUGCCACACAGAAUCAAGUCCAUGAUUUGAAAGAAAAAGCCACUUAUCAAAGUGAACAUGCUGCAGGUGACAGCACUGAUGGAGACAAUAAUAAGGCAGGUGCCAGACAGAAUCAAGUCCAUGAUUUGAAAGAAAAAGCCACUUAUCAAAGUGAACAUGCUGCAGGUGACAGCACUGAUGGAGGCAAUGAUAAGGCAGGUGCCACACAGAAUCAAGUCCAUGAUUUGAAAGAAAAAGCCACUUAUCAAAGUGAACAUGCUGCAGGUGACAGCACUGAUGGAGACAAUGAUAAGGCAGGUGCCACACAGAAUCAAGUCCAUGAUUUUCAAGAAAAAGCCACUUAUCAAAGUGAACAUGCUGCAGGUGACAGCACUGAUGGAGACAAUGAUAAGGCAGGUGCCACACAGAAUCAAGUCCAUGAUUUUCAAGAAAAAGCCACUUAUCAAAGUGAACAUGCUGCAGGUGACAGCACUGAUGGAGACAAUGAUAAGGCAGGUGCCACACAGAAUCAAGUCCAUGAUUUGAAAGAGAAAGCCACUUAUCAAAGUGAACAUGCUGCAGGUGACAGCACUGAUGGAGACAAUGAUAAGGCAGGUGCCACACAGAAUCAAGUCCAUGAUUUGAAAGAAAAAGCCACUUAUCAAAGUGAACAUGCUGCAGGUGACAGCACUGAUGGAGACAAUGAUAAGGCAGGUGCCACACAGAAUCAAGUCCAUGAUUUGAAAGAAAAAGCCACUUAUCAAAGUGAACAUGCUGCAGGUGACAGCACUGAUGGAGACAAUAAUAAGGCAGGUGCCACACAGAAUCAAGUCCAUGAUUUGAAAGAAAAAGCCACUUAUCAAAGUGAAUGUGCUGCAGGUGACAGCACUGAUGGAGACAAUAAUAAGGCAGGUGCCACACAGAAUCAAGUCCAUGAUUUGAAAGAAAAAGCCACUUGUCAAAGUGAACGUGCUGCAGGUGACAGCACUGAUGGAGACGAUAAUAAGGCAGGUGCCAGACAGAAUCAAGUCCAUGAUUUGAAAGAAAAAGCCACUUAUCAAAGUGAACAUGCUGCAGGUGACAGCACUGAUGGAGACAAUGAUAAGGCAGGUGCCACACAGAAUCAAGUCCAUGAUUUGAAAGAAAAAGCCACUUAUCAAAGUGAACAUGCUGCAGGUGACAGCACUGAUGGAGACAAUGUUAAGGCAGCUGUCAGCCACAAUGAAAAGCAUGAUUCGGAAGCCAACAGCUCUUAUCAAAGUAAUGAUAAUGCAGGCAACACCAUUGAUGAUGUCAAUCAUGUGGAAGGUGUCAGCUGCAAUGUAGAGUUUGAUCUGAAAACUAAUGGCUUUAGUGAAAGUGGUCUUUUUGAAGGUGAGAUCUACGAUGGAGCAAACGAUGCUGCAGAUGUCAUCUGCAAUAGUGGGCAUGAUUUGGAAUGCAUUGGUGAUGACAAAAAUGGUGAUGCCGCAGGAGAUAAUCAGGAUGCAGUUGAUGAUGUAGUAGGUGUUGACCUUUCUAGAGAUGUUGAUGUGGUUGUCUCUCAUGCCUCCACAGAGGUGUUGUUUGAAGAAACAGCUUUUCCUUCAGAGGGACAAGUAAUCAAUUUCGCAGACCCUCGACCUUUUCGCUGCAGCUUUUUCGCUAACUGGAGCCCCAGCUAA
Molecule: messenger RNA, 5124 nt
Organism: Schistocerca piceifrons (Central American locust)
Lineage: Eukaryota; Metazoa; Arthropoda; Insecta; Orthoptera; Acrididae
Product: dentin sialophosphoprotein-like
Exons: 3
Coding region: 1-5124 (1707 amino acids)
Source: RefSeq, a predicted model, not a curated record